ACCGAGUUUUUUGAAUUAUCUAAUCCCACAUGCUUAGCUUUACACUCAGAGGGAGUCCUCGUUCCCUCGUAAGAGUAUUUGACAUUUCUCUCUUACCCGCUCGACAUUUAGAAAGGAAGUAACAAGAAUUAAGGACCAGAUGUGUUCAAUGUAUUCUGUUGCAGUUAAGCCUUGCAUCAGGGUGAGCAAUGGCAAAUGCCCCUCUCGAAAAUCAAUUAUUGCAAGAGCUGAAGUCACUGUGGCUCCCCAGCACAGUACCACACGCAUUUUCCCUUUGUUGUCAAAGGAUGGCAUUCCUCUUGCUGAUUUACAUGUACAGGAAAUUAUAGAAAGGCAGUCUCAGCAUAAUAUCUUAGCCAGGGAAGAUCCUUGUAAAAAGCCACGCUUCCACCCUACGUUUCUUGAAGAAGCAUAUGAAAAGUGCAGAAACAUUUGUGCAGAAUAUGCCAAGACCUUCUAUCUAGGAACUUUGCUAAUGACCGAGGAACGACAGAAAGCCAUAUGGGCAAUAUAUGUCUGGUGCAGGAGAACAGAUGAAUUGGUCGAUGGCCCUAAUGCUGGUUAUCUAAGCUCUGCUGCCCUUGAUAGGUGGGAAGAGAGACUGCAAGAAAUUUUCGAUGGACGCCCUUAUGAUAUUCUCGAUGCUGCAUUAACUGAUACAGUUUUCAAGUUCCCUCUGGACAUCAAGCCAUUCAGGGACAUGAUUGAAGGAAUGAGAAUGGAUACAAGGAAAAGUUGCUAUGAGAACUUUCAAGAACUCUACCUUUACUGCUACUAUGUAGCUGGAACUGUGGGCCUAAUGAGUGUUCCAGUGAUGGGAAUUGCACCGGAAUCCCUGGUUUCUGCUCAAAGUAUAUAUAAUGCAGCACUCUACUUGGGUAUCGGAAAUCAACUGACCAACAUUCUCAGAGAUGUGGGAGAGGAUGCGUUAAGGGGGAGAGUAUAUCUUCCCCAAGAUGAGCUUGGACAGUUCGGGCUAUGUGCCAAUGAUGUUUUAUCAAUGAAGGUCACUGAUAGAUGGAGAGAGUUCAUGAAAGAGCAGAUUACAAGAGCAAGGUUCUACUUCAACCUUGCUGAGGAGGGAGCUUCUCAGCUCGACAAGGCUAGCCGCUGGCCAGUAUGGUCAUCCUUGCUAUUGUAUCGAAUGAUCUUGGAUGCAAUUGAGAAUAACGAUUACGAUAAUUUGACAAAGAGAGCCUACGUAGGAAGGAGCAAGAAACUUCUCAUGUUGCCUCUGGCAUAUACUAGAUCUCUAUCGACUCGCAAGGUUUUUUUAUAAAGGGCAGUGAAAUAUAUAAUGCUGGUGUAUCUCAUUAAAAGUAGGUAAAUGUACUUUAUAAUGUUAUAGAAGAAACAAAAACUCUAGGUAAUCACUUUUGCGUACUUAUGCAUUCUACAAAUGUGAUUGGCUGUAUCACUUUUUUUUAAUAUAAAAUAAAUGCCGAGUUCCGCCA
Molecule: messenger RNA, 1454 nt
Organism: Juglans regia (Persian walnut)
Lineage: Eukaryota; Viridiplantae; Streptophyta; Magnoliopsida; Fagales; Juglandaceae
Product: phytoene synthase 2, chloroplastic-like
Exons: 6
Coding region: 140-1279 (379 amino acids)
Biological process (GO): carotenoid biosynthetic process
Molecular function (GO): geranylgeranyl diphosphate synthase activity
Source: RefSeq, a predicted model, not a curated record